AUGUCGCGUUUUGUCCAGCUUCCCGUUCCCGUUGGCCGCAGGGUUGGCUCGGCAUUGUCGGGGUCCGCGACAGCCUCCGCCUCCGUCGUCUCCAAGACGCCCAGGCGAAACAUCCCCCAAGAUGCCAUCUCCAAUCCGCAUCAUGUAACCAGGAAUGGCAAAAUAGUUCGGUUCAAGAACCCUUACCCGUCCUUCUCUCAUGAUAUCAACCCGUUCAUUGUCGCACGGGCCAUGCUCUGGCCUGCACUCACUGGCAAGCGGAAGUUCCCAAAUACAUCCAAUCCCGGGAUACGAGUUGUGAAGCCGCAGUGGCCGUCUGGUCAUGAAAGCUCAAGCAAGCUUCGUGCCAUCUGGUUGGGUCACGCUUGUUAUUAUGUCGAGUUCCCUUCUGGGCUGCGUGUGCUAUACGAUCCCGUAUUUGAGGAGCGGUGCUCUCCGCUACCAUUCAUGGGACCAAAACGAUACACUCCAGCGCCGUGCACCGCCAAGGAUAUCCCUCUUGUAGAUAUUGUUGUCAUCAGCCACAGCCAUUAUGACCAUCUUUCCAUCAAGACCGUCCAAGCGCUCAAAGACCACCACCCUAACGCGCACUUUCUUGUUCCACUAGGCCUCGAAGCGUGGUUCCGCCAUCGCGGGCUCAAAAACGUUACAGAGUUUGACUGGUGGGAGGAUGCCGAGCUCACCGUCCACACAGACGACGGGGACAUUGCUGCUAAGGUCUCGUGUUUGCCCGCACAGCAUGCCACAGCGAGGUCACUCUUUGACGAGAACAAGACCUUGUGGUCCUCAUUCGCCAUCACCUCCGGCGGUAAGUCGGUUUGGUUUGCUGGAGAUACAGGAUAUCGUGGCAUCAAGGAAAACCCAGAUGGUGCCGGCUACGAUGCCGACUUCAGCCACCUCCCUCAUAACCCUCAGUUUGAGCAGAUCGGCAAGCUCCGUGGGCCAUUCGACCUUGGCUUGAUCCCGAUUGGAGCGUAUUCGCCUCGGAUGGCAUUUUCCGCUGUUCACGGCAACCCGUAUGAUGCAGUUGAGAUCUUCAAAGACACCAAGUGUCAACGUGCGAUGGGUAUUCACUGGGGCACGUGGGCGUUGACGUUGGAGGACGUUCUUGAUCCACCCAGGUUGUUGAAGGAUGCCCUCAGGCGUAGUGGAAUUGCCGAGCAGGGCAUUUUCGACGUUUGCGACAUUGGAGAGAGCAGGGAGUUCUGA
Molecule: messenger RNA, 1209 nt
Organism: Clonostachys rhizophaga
Lineage: Eukaryota; Fungi; Ascomycota; Sordariomycetes; Hypocreales; Bionectriaceae
Source: the annotation of a GenBank genome assembly